UUUGAGCAGGAUGUUGAGGCAGUCCCUGCGCAAGCUUUCCAGGCCCGUUCUGACUAGAGGUCUCGCGAACGAAGCUACCUUUGACCUGCCGGAAUGCAAGCUCCACAGGUUUGACAUAACUCUUCCCACUACGGUCACCCUAACCAGAGAUGAUGCGUUCAAGUACUACAAGGACAUGACCAUGAUACGACGGAUGGAGACCUCAGCUAAUGCCUUGUACAAAUCUAAAGAGAUCAGAGGUUUCCUCCAUCUUUACAGCGGACAGGAAGCAGUGUGUGUCGGGAUGGAAGCUGCAAUAACUCCUGAUGAUAGUAUCAUCACUGCGUACAGGGACCACGGUUGGGCCUACACUAGGGGUGUUGAACCCAGAGCUAUCCUGGCCGAACUAACCGGUCGCAGUGGGGGAUGUUCGAAGGGAAAGGGAGGAAGUAUGCACAUGUACACGGACACCCUCUUUGGUGGUAACGGUAUCGUAGGCGCGCAGGUGCCCAUUGGUGCGGGCAUUGCUUUCGCGCACAGCUACAAGGAGAACGGUAAAGUGUGCAUCUCUCUUUACGGGGAUGGUGCUGCCAACCAGGGACAGAUAUUUGAAGCGUUCAACCUGGCAGCAUUGUUUAAAUCUCCGUGUAUGUUUACUUGUGAGAAUAACCACUACGGUAUGGGAACGAGUGAUGUAAGAGCCGCUGCUAACCCGCAUUACUACACAAGAGGAGAUGCUGUUCCCGGUAUCAAGAUGGACGGUAUGAAUGUGCUGGCGGUCAGAGAAUUUACAAAAGCAGCUACUGAUUGGAUGCGGGCAGGAAAUGGCCCCGUGGUUGCGGAGGUAGAAACGUAUCGUUACUAUGGACACAGUAUGAGUGAUCCUGGUACCAGUUACCGAACACGUGAUGAGGUCCAAGAAGUGAGGAAAACUAAAGAUCCCAUUACUCAACUCAAAUCUUUCAUGCUCGAGGGAGAACUUGCUACAGCUGCUGAACUCAAGGAAAUAGAGGCAGAAUGCCGACAGGUUGUGGACGAAGGAGUGGAGUAUUCCAGAUCGUCUCCUGAACUGGAAGUACACGAGAUGUACAACACUAUUUACCAGGGUAUGGACGGAGUGCGAGUCAGGGGGGCUGAUGCUCUUACGUACGGCAUACACUCGCCUUAGAACACGUGUUAUCUAAUGUUAUGACGUCAUGAAACAUUGUGACGUGUGACGUCAUCACACACACGCUUUCUGCUAUCUUGGACUUGAUUAGAUGGAAAACGUUGUAAUAAACCAAAUCAUAUUCAAUGCUUACUGUAAGGUAUUACAGAGAUAACCCCCUUCGUCGGUAAAACUAAACAUGGUGCAAGGAAUAUAUUUUGGUAUUCUUAUAUUUAGCACUGUGCAUAUUUUGUAGCUAAAAUAUUUUGAAUUUAUUUAACCUUAUUUUACGAUAAACCUAAAAUUUCAGGUAGAAAUCAAAUUCUAAGUGGUUUUAAUCAGUACAGGGUUAUCGAAAUGUUAGACUUUUUGUUAUAAAUUCACACCCUCUAAGUUAUUGAAUUUAUAUUAUGUUAGUUCUGUAAA
This is a messenger RNA of Bolinopsis microptera, 1552 nucleotides long. RefSeq names its product pyruvate dehydrogenase E1 component subunit alpha, mitochondrial-like. NCBI's taxonomy places the organism in Eukaryota, Metazoa, Ctenophora, Tentaculata, Lobata, Bolinopsidae. Gene Ontology annotation, biological process: pyruvate decarboxylation to acetyl-CoA. The transcript is spliced from 10 exons. Gene Ontology annotation, cellular component: intracellular membrane-bounded organelle. Gene Ontology annotation, molecular function: pyruvate dehydrogenase (acetyl-transferring) activity. The record is from RefSeq and is a predicted model, not a curated record. Bases 11 to 1147 code for a protein of 378 amino acids.